AUGUCGAAACUUCAACCUCAAAAAAAAAUUCGACUUAAUUCCGGAGAGUCUGCUAGUCUGAUUCUUGCCGAUUCUGAAGAUAAAACUAAUGAUUAUCAAAAAAAUUUGUCCAAGGAUGAUAAAAUUUUCAUUAAAAAUGAAGAUAAAUUUGAAAAAUUUAAGACAAUUCGUGAGCAAGAAGUUGGCUUGACAGAAUAUGCUGAUGCAUCUAUACCUGGUUUUUCUGCAAUUGUCAAACAAAGGCAAAUCGAUAAAUCCGAAAAUAUUGUUCAUCUUACAAAUUUCGAUAUUCCUAAGAAAGUUAAUGAUUCUGAAGAAAAAAAAUCGACUGGAGAUGAAACAAAUAAAGAAAUAAUAGAACCAAAAUUGACGCAAGAUCAAAUUUUUCUUGAUAUGAAAUCUUUGCUUGACGAAGAGAUAGCUCAAAAAGUACAAAAGCUAUUAAUCUCCAAUGGAAAAGAUCCAUCAUUUGUUGAUGUAAAGCCCGAGGAUGAUAAAGUGAAACGAAAAGCUAUUCAUGAAUUCUUCAAGAACCAUUUUGGUGAUAAAUUAAAUACUGAAACUAAAGAAAAAGCCAUUCGGAUCAGUAUGCAUACAUUUAAAACUAAAAACGAUUCUCGCAAUAGAAAAAAAGAAGAUUGGGAAUCAUUGGGUGGACCCUAUUGUCAAUUUGUUUUAUACAAAGAAAAACGUGACACGAUGGAAGCCAUAAAUUUUUUAUGCAAGGCUUUAAAAGUUCAUUCUAAAGUACUUUCUUAUGCUGGAACUAAAGAUCAUCGGUCUGUUAGUGUUCAAAAAGUUACAGCUAACAAGAUGAAGGCUGAAAAAUUAGUAGAACUGAAUCCUCGUCUUCGAGACAUGAAAUUGGGUAAUUUUAUGUAUGUCAAGGAAGGAUUGAAGCUUGGAGACUUGAAGGGAAAUCAUUUCAUUAUUACACUUAGAGAUGUAAAAGUUGAUUCAGAAGCAACUAUUGUUCGAGCUAUGAAUGUUUUGAAAGACCGUGGAUUUAUCAAUUAUUUUGGUUUGCAGCGAUUUGGGACUUCGUCAAUUGCAACUUAUAAUAUUGGCCGCGCGUUGUUACAAAAUAAUUGGGAAGAAGCGGUUGAUUUAAUUUUAAAACCCAGACCAGGAGACCGUCCGGAUCAACAAAAAGCGAGACAAUGCUGGGAAGAAAAUCAUGAUGCGAAAAAGGCAUUGGAAUUAUUUCCAAAGAGAUGUAUCGCAGAAUGCAAUAUUUUGUCUUCAUUUAUAAAAAACGGACAUAAUAAAGAUUGUGCUGGGGCGUUUCUCACAUUACCCAGAAAUCUUCGACUCAUGUAUGUUCACGCAUACCAAUCUUAUAUCUGGAAUAAAAUGGUUUCCGAAAGGAUAAUCCAUUUUGGUUGUGAUAAGCCAGUUAUUGGAGAUUUAGUAGUUAUUGGUGAUUCCGAUCAAUCUGAUCAAUCUUAUUCAAUAGAGGCUGAAGACCUUGAUGAUGAUUCAAUUGAUGCAGAAGAUAAAAAGGAAAUUAAAGUAAAAAUCCUUAUUGAAGAAGAUUUGCCCAAUUAUACGAUUCAUGACGUAGUGUUACCUUUACCGGGCCAUUCUGUUAUUUAUCCAAAUAAUUAUAUAUUUCAAAAAUAUAGAGAAUUAAUGUGGAUAGAUCGUUUAGAUCCUCGCGCAAUGAAGAGAGAUAUAAAGGAUUUUUCAUUGCCUGGUGAUUAUCGUAAGAUAAUGGGAAAGCCUAAACAUGUGACAUGGAAAUUGUUCAGAUAUAAUGAUCCAAAUGUGCCUUUAUCUUUAACAGAUUUAGACAUUCUUCAAGGUAACUCAGAACCAGAAAGUAUUCCAGAUGGUGAAUAUUUGGCAUUACGCAUUCAUAUUUCAUUAUCAACGAGUCAAUAUGCUACAAUGGCUCUUAGAGAACUAUUGAAAAAUAGUGCGAGUGCAGAAUUUACUACUUCUUCAUCUUAA
Messenger RNA from Diversispora eburnea, 1953 nucleotides. The record is from the annotation of a GenBank genome assembly. NCBI's taxonomy places the organism in Eukaryota, Fungi, Glomeromycota, Glomeromycetes, Diversisporales, Diversisporaceae.